ACUUAUUAACGUCCUCACGUUUUUUCUCCGCGUUUCCAUUGGCGAUUUCUCUGAGAGUAAUUUGUUCCCAAUUGGACAGACUUCUUUACCUUCUGAUUUUCACUCCUGGAUCGAUCGAUCCGUCGGGGGUCGGUCGGUCGCUCAAUCUUUUCUCGUCCAAAGUUGAUAUUUGGGAUUGAGAGAAUGUCAAGUGGAUUUGGGGAAUCUACAAGCAGGCCACCCCAAAGCCCUUCUUGCUCGAACAAUAAUAACAACUGCAGUGAUGCUGGUAAUUUUGAGUGCAAUAUUUGCUUUGACUUGGCCCAAGACCCAAUUGUAACUCUAUGUGGUCACCUCUAUUGCUGGCCUUGCCUUUACAAAUGGCUUCACAUUCACUCGCUUGCCCGAGAAUGCCCCGUUUGUAAGGCUCUUAUUGAGGAGGAGAAGUUGGUACCUUUAUAUGGCCGAGGAAAGAACUCAACCAACCCAAGGUCUAAGUCGGUUCCUGGUGUGGAAAUUCCACACCGUCCAGCUGGGCAGAGACCGGAAACGGCUCAUCCCCGAGAUACAAACCCUUUUGCCCAACAUGGAUUUGGAUUCAUGGGGGGAUGGGGUGGAUUUUCUCCGAUAGCAACUGCAAGGUUGGGGAGCUUCACAUUAUCUGCGGCAAUUGGUGGUCUCCUUCCAUCGAUGUUUAACGUUCAAGUGAAUGGAUUUCCUGAUGCCACAACGUAUGCAGCAGGUGCUGGUUUUCCUCAUGGGUAUUAUAACACGUUUCAUGGGGGCAAUGCACAUGGAUUCCCUCAACACACAAGUCAACAACAGCAGGCUGAUUACUUACUGAAGAUGCUGUUUUUGAUAAUUGGCAUGUGUGUGAUCUUUGCUUUAAUUUGGUCGUGAGGUAAAUUUGCCACCAGCUCUCAAUAUUCCUCAUUUUGUAAAUUAGUAGUGCAUUACAUGUCUAUCUUCUCUUUAUCUCUUUUAUUUUUUUUUCUCUUUGGUGGUUGAGGAAUGCAUAACACAUGCAGAAUGUAACGCAUAACUUCAGCAGGCAUAUAUAAAUCAAUAUUAUUCUGCUUGUCAAUUCUUCAGCUUCUCUUGAUG
Molecule: messenger RNA, 1083 nt
Organism: Ilex paraguariensis (yerba mate)
Lineage: Eukaryota; Viridiplantae; Streptophyta; Magnoliopsida; Aquifoliales; Aquifoliaceae
Source: the annotation of a GenBank genome assembly